AUGGCGGCGGCGCAGGAGACAGGGGCGGCGCCGAUGGUGCCGGCGCUGUUCGUGUUCGGGGACUCGCUGCUGGACAGCGGCAACAACAACAACCUGGCGUCGCUGGCCAAGGCCAACUACCUCCCCUACGGCAUCGACUUCGCCGCCGGCCCAACCGGCCGAUUCUGCAACGGCUACACCAUCGUCGACGAGCUCGCCGAGCUGCUUGGGCUGCCCCUGGUUCCAGCCUACUCCCAGGUCUCCGGCUCCGGCCAGCAGCUCCUCCAAGGCGUCAACUACGCCUCCGCGGCCGCCGGAAUCCUCGACGACAGCGGCGGAAACUUCGUUGCACGGAUACCGUUUAACCAGCAGAUCCAGAACUUCGAGUCGACCGUCGGCCAGAUCGCCGUCUCGGCGGGAGGCACUUCGGCGGCGGCCAGCAUCGUCUCUCGGUCCAUCGUGUUCGUGGGGUUGGGGAGCAACGACUACCUGAACAAUUACAUCAUGGCCAACUACGAAACCCGGAGGCACUACACGCCCCAGCAGUUCGCCGACCUCCUCGUGACACAAUACACCUCCCAGCUCACCAGGCUGUACAAGGCGGGGGCGAGGCGGUUCGUGGUGGCCGGGGUGGGGUCGAUGGGGUGCAUCCCGACCAUCCUGGCGAGGAGCGCGGAGGGGCGGUGCUCGGAGGAGGUGGACCAGCUGGUGGCGCCGUUCAACGCCGGGGUGAGGGGGAUGCUGGACGGCCUCAACGCCGGCCUCCCCGGGGCCACCUUCACGUACCUCGACAACUACCGCCUGUUCAAGCUCAUGCUCGCCCACCCUGCCUCCUACGGGUUCGACGUGGUGGACCGGGGUUGCUGCGGGAUCGGCCGGAACGGCGGGCAGAUCACGUGCCUGCCCUUCAUGCCGCCGUGCGCCGACCGGGAGCGCUACCUCUUCUGGGACGCCUACCACCCCACGGCGGCGGUCAACGUCAUCAUGGCGCGCCAGGCCUUCGACGGCGCCUCCGACGUCGUCUCCCCCGUCAACGUCCGCCGCCUCGCCCAGCUCUGAAAUGCCGGCCGCCACUUAAUCUGAAUUACCAGGUCGACUAGCUAGCUAGAUCGAGUACUCCGUAGUUAAUAAUCUGAUCAGAAUCAGACAUGUUGUCUGCCGCAUGCAAAAUUAAACUGAAUGGAUUAUAUGCAUGCAAGUAUGCUUGACA
This is a messenger RNA of Aegilops tauschii subsp. strangulata, 1189 nucleotides long. Its product is annotated as GDSL esterase/lipase At1g71691-like. Gene Ontology annotation, molecular function: hydrolase activity, acting on ester bonds. NCBI's taxonomy places the organism in Eukaryota, Viridiplantae, Streptophyta, Magnoliopsida, Poales, Poaceae. The record is from RefSeq and is a predicted model, not a curated record.